This is a messenger RNA of Zootoca vivipara (common lizard), 4282 nucleotides long. RefSeq names its product calcium voltage-gated channel auxiliary subunit beta 3 (gene CACNB3). Gene Ontology annotation, cellular component: voltage-gated calcium channel complex. NCBI's taxonomy places the organism in Eukaryota, Metazoa, Chordata, Lepidosauria, Squamata, Lacertidae. The record is from RefSeq and is a predicted model, not a curated record. Gene Ontology annotation, biological process: calcium ion transmembrane transport. Gene Ontology annotation, molecular function: voltage-gated calcium channel activity; protein binding.
GGCGGGCGCAUGCAUGCAUCCAGGGGGGAAUCUUUCUCGGGGAGCAGACAGAGCAGCUCUGCCAUUGCGUGCCAUCCGCUGCCCCCAACCCAGCUUGGGGCAGGGGGCACAGCGCGCUGGGCAUCCCUCCGAUUGGAAGAGCCGUCCCUUUUCACCCCCUCCCCCCUGCUGCCACCACCAUCUCUGUCUUGGUUCCUGAACGAUUCUUUCAUCCCCCAUGUAUGACGACUCCUGUCUCCAUGGAUUCGAAGACUCCGAGGUGGGCUCUGCUGAUUCGUACACCAGCCGCCCAUCACUGGACUCCGACGUGUCGCUUGAGGAGGAGCGCGAGGGGGUGAAACGCGAAGUGGAGAACCAGGCUCAACAGCAACUUGAGAAAGCCAAGAACAAGCCAGUCGCAUUUGCUGUUCGUACCAAUGUCAGCUACUGUGGGACGCUGGACGAGGAAUGUCCUGUGCGCGACUCUGCCAUCAACUUUGAAGCCAAAGACUUCUUGCACAUCAAAGAGAAGUACAGCAAUGACUGGUGGAUCGGGCGGCUAGUGAAGGAGGGGGGAGACAUCGCUUUCAUCCCCAGCCCACAGCGGCUGGAAGCCAUUCGGCUGAAGCAGGAGCAGAAAGCCAGGCAUUCUGGUAAUCCCGCCAUCAGCAACAGGCGAUCGCCUCCCCCAUCACUAGCCAAACAGAAGCAAAAGCAGACAGAGCACAUUCCACCUUACGAUGUCGUGCCCUCCAUGAGGCCGGUGGUGCUGGUGGGACCAUCCCUGAAAGGAUAUGAGGUGACAGACAUGAUGCAGAAAGCUCUCUUUGACUUUCUCAAGCACAGAUUCGAUGGCAGAAUCUCCAUCACACGCGUCACAGCUGACUUGUCACUGGCCAAGCGCUCAGUGCUGAACAACCCAGGCAAGCGGGCCAUCAUUGAGCGAUCCACGACCCGGUCCAGUAUUGCUGAAGUCCAGAGCGAGAUUGAGCGGAUUUUUGAACUGGCCAAGUCGCUGCAGCUGGUUGUGUUGGAUGCUGACACCAUCAACCACCCAGCACAACUGGCCAAAACUUCGCUGGCCCCAAUCAUCGUUUACGUCAAGGUCUCUUCCCCAAAGGUGCUGCAGAGGCUUAUCAAGUCCAGAGGGAAGUCACAAGUGAAGCAUCUCAACGUGCAGAUGAUGGCAGCUGACAAGCUUGUGCAGUGUCCUCCAGAACUCUUUGAUGUGAUCCUGGACGAGAACCAGCUGGAGGAUGCUUGCGAACACCUGGCAGACUACCUGGAAGUAUACUGGCGGGCAACUCACCACCCUGCGCAUGCUGCCGGUGGCCAAAACCUCACCACACCUUCGACCGCCAUUUCAGGCCUGCAGAACCAGGCCUCGCUGGGUGAGAGUGGCAACGAACGUUCCCCGGUGGAGCACGACGGCCUGAUGCAGUCAGACGAGGCGAGCGACGCCUCCCGCAAGACUUGGACGGCGGCCUCUCAGCGCAGCUCCCGUCACCUGGAGGAAGAAUACUCGGAUGCCUACACCGACCUGUACCAGCCUCACCGCAACCACAACAGCGGCCUCCACAGCACCAACGGCCAUGACUCCCAGGACCGCCUCCUGGAGCGCGAGACAGAGCACAACCACAACGAGAGGAACUGGCAGCGCAACCGGCCCUGGGCUAAGGACAGCUACUGAGGCCUCCUGGCCGGGCAGCCAGGGAAAUGGGACAAGGCCUCCUUCUCCUCCCGAGUCACAUCAAUUGCCUGGUAUUAAGCCUUCCUCUCUCCCUCCCCUCCUAGCUCAGCCCCACAGUAUACAGGUGCUGCCCUGGUAUACAGGUGCUAUCCAUGGAACCCCAGACACAGCCGCAGCUGCCUGAUUCCUAUACCCAGGAUGGGUGGAAUCUCUUGCCCACCUUUGCUUUGGCUUAAUGAGGGCCACAAUAACGCCCUUGCAGGGUAAAUUCCAUUGGUAGCUUCUCAUCCCAGGUCCAUUGUUUUUGGGGGGAGGGAUUUGGGCUUAGCACAUCUCCAGGAGAGAGGCAUUUGCGUGUGUGUGCACGCAAAAGGGGGUGGGGGUGGAGAAAGGGCUGCGAUUCUUUUUCUGGCUCCAGGUGAGCAGGGCUACUGUUAGGACAAAGGAGGCUUAGCAGGGAGCGAAGUUUUCCUGGUAAGAUGGAGUAGAUGGAUUACAAGCGGAAAGACAAGACUGUGGGAUUUUGCUGAGAGGACUUGGGCAUCGUUCUCAUGCUUUGCUGUAGGCCAGUUCAGAAGUAAUACAGUUGAGGUUGCUGAGGAACACGAAUGUCUGCUGUGGGAAUGGGUGUGGUCUGUGAGUAGAUUUUCGGAUUUGCAGUUACAGAGGGUGAAAGCAUGAGAUGUGAGCUUUGUGGCAUUGGCGACUGUUUGUGCAUAUGCAGCAGUUGGGGUGUGUGUGUCCAACUGUCCCCUGGGCUGAACCACUUCAAGUUGCAGGGGUAGAGGAAUUGCAUAGUUAAACAUAAUGGAAAGGAAUUUCCCUCAUAUAGAAAAUUAGUGUGGAGAAGGCUAGACUUCAUGUUUAGUUUCUGUAUGCAGGGAGAUAUAUGUUUUCAACAAUGUGAUUCCCUUACCUGUAGCUUAAAGUAGCAGUCUAGAAACAGUUCUUCCAUCUUUUCCUCCUCUUCCAUUCAUGGCAGUGGAAAAAAUGUGGCAUAAUCCACGAGGUGAAUGUGAAAUGCAGUCAUAGAGGCCACCCCACAGUAGCUUUUCCACCUGGAGAUAUUCUCCUGAUAAGGGGAGGUGCUUGUUUUUUCAGCAUCAUCACCACUCACAGGCGUGGCUAAGGCCAAUAGGAGAGGCCUACAUGGCCUUUGCCUGACAUUGCUCCUGUGAGCACCAUGAGCAAAGUCAUGCUCCAAUGUAACCGGAAGAAGUGCCCCAAAUUCCUUCCUCCUCUUCUUCUCUCCCAGUUUGGCUUCUGUGAAGUGGAAGCCCUCCUGAUUCCUAGGAGCCUGAGAGGUAAACUGCACAUAUUACACAAACAUGUGUAAUAAAGUCCUGAUAUGGUAGAAUCAUGUCUUGCACAUGGGUUAAUUUCCAGGUGGUAGCACAUAAAGCCGAAAUUGUGUCUUGUCAAAACAACUCCCUGGAAACACCAUCAUGCAAGCAAUUUUACCUUCAGGAGACAGUGCGAGAUCUUGGGGGCCGUCCAGGAUAUCACAAGACCUUCUCAGACCCCAGUGAGAGUCUGAGAACUUAAAAGCAUUUUGCCUUUUGUGCAUUUAAUUUGUACGAUAUCAGCUGGCCAGUUGCCAAGUGCAUAAAGCUGCGAUCGCUCAAGUUAAAUAUGUGUAAGUUGCAACCCUACUGCACUUCAUAUAUAAUAUAUGGAGAUUUGGGAGGGUAUGAUUUUGGAUAGCAGAGCAGCAGGUUUGCGUAAUCAUUUGCAAGUUGGCUGCACUCAAAAUGCUCUCCCAGCUGCUCUCCCAGUGAUGGGGGUUCCAGAUCCACAGGAGAUAGAUGGAGGGGGCAGGUGGAGGAAGCAUGUUUUUUUGGGGGGGGAGAGGAGAGUGCAAUUUUGUUGCUGAAAAAGUUGCUGCCUCCUGAGACCAGAGGAUAUAAUAUUCAACUUGUUCCCUGGCACAGAAGAGAAGCCUGUAAUGAACGAGCAAUGCAUCACCUUAGAUCCACAGUCCAGGCAUCUGCUUGCAUUUGACCCCCUCACUCUUCCCUUCACAGAGGCUCUUUGUCUCCUUUCAGUGCACAGCCACCCCUCCUCUGUCGAGGAGCUGGUGGGAUAACAAUCAGUUGUAAAGCCACAAUGUGAUAAUUUUUUAUUCUUCUUCUUCAACCUUCCUGGAGUUCUCUGCUCUAAUUGCAUGAGGCCUUGAUCUUCCAUCGUCUGUCUGGGAGGGGUGGGCCAGUACCAGCCAGCGCUGCUGCUUGGCAGGGAUGCCCACCUGCAUCACUCACAGGUUCUGUUUUGAGGAGCCUCCCUAGGCAUAGGGCUAGAGCCAACCCCACCCCACCCCUUCCUGCUUCCUAUCUCAUGCACAAGCCCCCCUUCCUACCCCAAAGGCCCAGCUGACCUGCCUUCGGUUCUCCCGCCGCCCCUUGCUCCAGGCUCCUCAAGCCCUUCACUGGGUAGUGAGUGGCAGCUCCCUGCCUUUCAAAACCACGUACACACCUAUCAGAAAUCAGCCUGUAAAUACUGCAUGCUACCAUCGGGGAGUUGUUUCAAGUGUGUGUCCUACGCCCUGGGCUGGCUGGAGGAACUGAGGCGGCUCCAGGGGCCAGGAAUAUCCAGGUUCUGUCCCUGCAAUUGCCG